This is a messenger RNA of Rotaria socialis, 1761 nucleotides long. Lineage: Eukaryota; Metazoa; Rotifera; Eurotatoria; Philodinida; Philodinidae. The record is from the annotation of a GenBank genome assembly.
AUGGCAUCGUGCGCCGAUUUAACUCAAAUUUCAUUAUCAAUGGACUCUCGACCGAUAACUAAAGCUACAUCAGUUCCGGUAUCUACCAGUAAAAAAUUAGUUGAACCGUUCUAUCGAUUGAAAAAUCGUGCAAAUUUAUUUCGUCGAAAACAUUAUUCAUCACAUUUAGAUAUUAGUGAAAAUUGCUCGAUUCUAUCUGGUGAUCACAGUAAUCCAGUUGAUAACAAGAAAAUAACAAAUAAUAUUAAUAACUCCAAUCAUAAUAAUGUUGUUCUUAAACGAUCGAAUUCAAUGAUAUGUCCACAGCAACGUUUACAAUCAUUUUUAAGAAGUAAUAAUAAUAACAAUAAUAAUAAUAAUUCUAAUUAUCGGAAUUCAAUUUGUGUUGAAUUAACUGGUUGUUCAAUGGACGAAAGUUCAACGGAUGAUUAUUGUCCAGUCAAAUCAUCAUCAGGCCAUUAUUGGAGUAGCAGAAUGCGCUCAACCAUGAGCAAUAUUAAAGAACAGGAUGUAUAUCCAUCGCAGGAAUCAAUUGAUGAAAAUAAAAACGAAGCGGUAUCAUUAUACUCGAAUAAUAAGCAUGGAGAGAUCUCUGCCGUAGUUUCUUCGCCCAACAUAAUUAAGAGUGUUAUGAGUAGCGAACAAACGCAACCCUUGAUUUCUUCUAUUUCAACUUCAUCAUCGGUACUUGUAUCACGUAAUAAUAGUGAACUAAUUCUAUCGUCUUUUCUUGGUAAACGACAAUCAACAUGUUCAUCGCACGAUGAAUCGUUUUAUGAUUGUAAACAAGGCAUAUCAUGUUUCAAAUCGACUCAAAUUCGUGAUGUGUCCGCAUUGAAAAUGUCAACAUGUACAAUGACAGGAAAAUCUUUAAAUAAUCUUGAUCAAUGUUUAACAAUAAUGUCAGCUGAUGACAAAAAUGUGCAAACAGUAGAUAAUGAUUCGACGACCUUGAAUUUAGAUGCAGUAAGAAAUGAUUCAUCGGCAAGUUUAUCAUCAUCAUCAUCAACAUCAAUACAAACUGAUUCACUGGAAAAUAAACCGAACAUAUCGAAAAUAAGUGAAACAUCAAAAGAUUCUAUGAAUCAACGUCUUAUAGAAUCUUAUUAUAAAUGGCCACAUAUAUACAAGAGAUUACUAAGCGACGAUACCUGUAUUUAUUGGGUGAAUUAUUUAGGUUCGACAGCAAUUAAAAUAUCAGAUGAUGAUGUACCAACAAUUCCAACUCAUGCAAUUAAUCGACUGAUACAGUCAACGCAAUAUGCACGUAUUUUACCAAUAAUUGGCUUAAGUAUAUCACCGCGUGGUGUCGAAUUUUUGAAACAUUCAAAAGAUCGCGUUGCUAUCUGUUUUCAUGAUAUGAAAUCUAUACAUUGUGCAUGUCAAGGCCAAGACUUGCGUUAUUUUGCUUAUGUUGCACAUGAGCAACGUACGGCGUUUGAUCAUAAACAAAAAUUAACAUCGUCAGCAUUUGCUGUACCUAAAAAUACAGAUCAUCAUAAUUAUUGUCAUGUGUUCGUGGUAAAAAGUGAAGCAAUGUCAACGGAAAUUCUAUUAACUUUCGGCCAAGCUUUCGAUGUAGCUUAUCGGCUUCAUCAUCGUUCGAAUUCUAAACAAAUCUAUACAGAUGAAUCUCGCCAAAACACUGAUGGCAAUCGUCUUUCGUCUAAAUUCAAUAGAAUGAUGUCAUCAUCAGCACAUUCACCGGCGACAUCAUCGUCAUCGUCAUUAUCGAAUGAAGAACGAAGAAAUUUUCUUUGA